This is a messenger RNA of Paramecium pentaurelia, 279 nucleotides long. NCBI's taxonomy places the organism in Eukaryota, Ciliophora, Oligohymenophorea, Peniculida, Parameciidae. The record is from the annotation of a GenBank genome assembly.
AUGGAUAAGUGGAAAUAAUCUAUAUUUUAACCCCCAAGCUUAUUUUUAGAAAGAAAAAGAACAGCACAAUUUAGAAGACUUGAUCCAUUGCUAGUGGCUCCAUUAACAAAGUUUGAUCAUAAGGCCUUUGAUUAACUUUUCAAAUCUUAAGCUAACUAACACUUGAGAAUCAGAAAUCUUUCAUUAUAAUCCGAAAGAGUUCAUGAGACACCUAAAUAAAUAGGAUUAGAAGACAUUGUUUACAAAUUACAAAAAAUUCGUAAAUUAAGGAAUACUUGA